Molecule: messenger RNA, 273 nt
Organism: Drosophila willistoni
Lineage: Eukaryota; Metazoa; Arthropoda; Insecta; Diptera; Drosophilidae
Exons: 2
Coding region: 36-227 (63 amino acids)
Source: RefSeq, a predicted model, not a curated record
UACACAAUUGUCUCUCAAGAUUGAAACAUUUCAAAAUGAAAUACUUGAGCAAUAUUUUAUUAAUUAUAUGGUUAAUCUGUUUAGCCAAUGUCUACGCACAGUUGAUGCCAACUUUUGAAGGCGUGUGCCAAUUGAAGGGCGAUUGGUGUACCACAAAAUGCCAAAUUGCAGGCGGAAGCGGGGGCAUGUGUAAUAAGGUUGCUCUAUGCAUUUGCCGACCCUUGUGAGAAUGUUAAUAACGAAAAGAUUAAAUGAUUGAUUGAUCUUGAAAAA